AUGAUAAAAUGAUAAAUAUGAAUAAAACGAAAAUGAAAAGGUGAAAAGAAAUGGCACCAAAUUAUAGUUGCUUGUAAUCCAGAGGCGAAGUUAAGCACAGCCAAUCCCUCCAUUUCUGUCAAUUCUAUAAUUAUCUCAACGUUGAAUCCCCUUCCACAAUGGAAGACCGCCAAUCCCUCUCUCUCCCUCUCCUUCCCGGCACCAGCGCCGCCGCCACACCCACUUCUCCCAACCAAUCCCCCUUCCUCUCCAACCACGCCGUCGCCGUCCGCCUCCUCCUGGUCGCCUUCAUCGGGAUCACUUCACUCUGGGCCAAUCACGAAGCCUCAAAAGGCUUCGCCGUCACCAUUCUCAACAACGCCAAAGGCUCCCCCGCCGGUCAACGCUUCGAUCUCUUCUACGUCUCCAAUGACGAAGCCACGCGCCUUGUCCUCAACGCGAGUAACUUCGUCGAGAAUCUGAUCUACCCUUCUCAAACCUUUCCAAAGAAGAAAGUUAAGAGCGUGCAUCUCACUCUCUCCCUCCGCGAUCUCCCAUCUAAUGUCGCCGUCGAGCAUCUCGACGGCGGAGUCGACUUUGUCGUUUAUUUGAGCCCUUCGAUUUUCAACGACAGAAACGUGAACCACGCCAUGUCAGCUGCGAUUCUCAGAGGGAUGUCAAGCGUGUGGCUGUGGAAUGGAGAGGGCCACGCGCCGCCUUCGCUUCUCGCCGGAAUGGUCGAGCACAUAACCGCAUCGGCCGGAUUUGUCGAGAAGAAAUCUUGGGGUGGGGUCGUUAGCACGAUGAUGGCAUGUGAUCCCAUGUGGUGGAAGGAUAAGGAGCCUACGGAGGUCGCAAUUUUUCUCGGGUAUCAAGAGAGACAGCAGAAGGGUUUCAUCCAACGGUUGAAUCAAGGAUUGAGGUCCAGGUGGCAGGAUCGGACGGUGGAGGAUGCGGUGGGUAUGGCAGGCGAGCGCCAAUGUGAUUCGUUCAAUUCUUCCGGAAUAAAGGUAUAGGCAAUUAGGGGAAUGGUCCCGUCCACAUGGGUCAAUCAUUUGAAUCCAUUAGCGUCCUAGAAUUGCCACGUGCUUCUUUGUUUAAAUUAAAAAAUUUUUCCGGCAUUUCCUCUUACAAUUUUGUCUGUUGUUCAUAAAAUAUCUGGUAAGCUGUGGAUUUGUACAACUCUUGUUAAAUAAACUCACGAGUGCUGAUGCUCUUUUAAAUACUUCUUUCCU
This is a messenger RNA of Cucurbita maxima (winter squash), 1214 nucleotides long. RefSeq lists its product as uncharacterized. The record is from RefSeq and is a predicted model, not a curated record. The coding region runs from base 159 to 995 and encodes 278 amino acids. The transcript has a single exon. NCBI's taxonomy places the organism in Eukaryota, Viridiplantae, Streptophyta, Magnoliopsida, Cucurbitales, Cucurbitaceae.